Messenger RNA from Mangifera indica (mango), 650 nucleotides. RefSeq lists its product as uncharacterized. Gene Ontology annotation, molecular function: calcium ion binding. Lineage: Eukaryota; Viridiplantae; Streptophyta; Magnoliopsida; Sapindales; Anacardiaceae. The transcript has a single exon. Bases 147 to 581 code for a protein of 144 amino acids. The record is from RefSeq and is a predicted model, not a curated record.
UGGUGGGGUUGGUGCGCGAGGAAAUUUUUCUCUCUUAUCUUAUUCUUUUCUCCCACCGUGUAUUCACAUUCAUCUCUAUCUACCUUAGAAUAACACAAAAAAACAAACUAAUUGCGUUAUCAGAGAGAAGGAAAAAGAUUUGAAGAAUGGGUGUCGUGAUAAUUGAUGGAUCAACAGUGAGGGCUUUUGUGAGCGACGAUGAGCAAUUCAAGAAGAGUGUUGAUGAGAGAUUUGCAGCCUUGGAUCUCAACAACGAUGGGGUUCUAUCACGCUCUGAGCUACGCAAGGCUUUUGAAUCUAUGCGCCUUAUCGAGACCCACUUCGGCGUCGAUGUUGCUACUCCUCCUGAACAGCUAACACAGCUUUAUGAUUCCAUUUUUGACAAGUUUGAUUUGGAUAAAAGUGGAACUGUUGAUAUUGAAGAGUUCAGAUCUGAGAUGAAAAAGAUUUUGCUUGCUAUUGCUGAUGGCUUAGGAUCUUGCCCUAUUCAGAUGGCUCUUGAGGAUGACGACCAGAAUUUUCUCAAGAAAGCUGCUGAUCUUGAGGCUUCCAAUAUUGCUCACGCGGAAGCUUCUUCUUGAUUAACUACUCAUUGUAUCAUGUUUAUGUCAAGCUUUAAUUUCAAUAAGAAAAAAGUUCCUUUCUUGAAA